GCGUCGUUCGUGUGUUUUGUGCGUUUACAACACUAGCGCCAUUCUAUAGACAUCGAGAGGUGAUUCGAUUUCACGAACUAAUACUGGCAGCGCGAAGCGGUCAGUACGUGUGCCAUUCUGCACCGAGAAAUGGAAGCCGACGAGACGCGUUCGAACAAUACGAGCGUAAGCACGUUGAUGAUGUACGAAGUCGUGUGUGAGGAUACAGUGACAGCUGUGGACAGGUACGCGUUUUAAAUCUGUUAUGAUUAAAAACGUACCAAGUAAAGCCGGUCAUCGACCAGCUGUGAAUUCAAGGAAGAGAUCGUUGUAAACGCGCGUGUCGAAAAUUUUGUGCGUUUUAAUUUGUCGGUUUGUUACGCCUAGUCGAAAUCGUAUUACCGAAAAGAGUCUUACCGAAAAAAACAGUGCGUGUAAGAACCUUUUUGGAUACUACCUGACAAGAUGUGGUGUCUCGUUAGUCAAGCUAAUUCUGUCAUUCUUGAGGUACAAGUCGAUCCCAAAGCUAUUGGUCAGGAGUGUCUCGAAAAGGCAUGCGACUGUUUGGGCAUUAGCAAGGAAUGCGACUACUUUGGGCUGAAGUAUCAGAACGCGAAGGGCGAGGAGCUCUGGUUGAAUCUGAGGAAUCCUAUAGAGAGGCAAACAGGCGGCGGUGUGGCCCCGCUGAGAUUCGCAUUGAGGGUUAAGUUUUGGGUACCGCCUCACCUGUUGCUGCAAGAAGCUACCAGGCAUCAAUUCUACUUGCACUCUCGCCUCGAGCUCCUCGAAGGUAGGCUAAAAGUGGCGGAUUGGAGUUCGGUGGUGCGUUUGGUUGCUUGGAUAGCGCAAGCUGAUAUCGGUGAUUAUGAUCCACUUUCGCCACCGAACGCGCUGUACUCGCAAUGCUGUCAAAUUCAACCUGUGGAACGGUGCGAAUCGAAACCGCAGGAUCUUAUUCACCGGAUAGUACAACAACACAAAGAAAUGAAGGGAAUGAAACCUUCCACGGCGGAAUAUUGGCUGUUAAAAGAGGUAUCUAAUUUGGAUACGUUCGGCCAGGAGAUGUUUCACAACACUAAAUUUGGGUACAACGGGGUGUCGAUGAUCGGAGUCGGGCCGCAUGGUAUCACGGUUUAUCGUAAUCGAGACGAAGAAACGCAAAACAUACCGUACACAGCGAUACAGAGUGCAACGUCCCAACGUCGAAUGUUCCAUUUGGUUUAUCUUUCCCUCGAUGGCGAGGAGACAUCGUUAAAUUUCAAAUUAGAUUCGAGUCAAUCCGCCAGCGGAUUGUAUCGCGCGAUCACCGAGAAGCAUGCGUUCUACAGUUGCGAAACAGUGAGGAGCGCGGUUACCGCCCAAUUUAUACGCGACUUGAAGGGCACUAUAAUCUCGAUAUUCAACGAGGAUUCGACGUUAGGAAAGAAAUACGUGUUCGAUAUCCGUAGAACGUGCCGAGAGGUGUACGACAACGCGCGACGAGCUUUAUACUGCGAGGCUGCGACCGUUACUUUGCCAGAGGAGAAGGAAAUUUUGGAGAAACACGAUUGCGGGGAUUGCGAGGAGCCCAAAUGCAAGGAAUCUCGAGAAUGUCUAGCAAAAUUAUUGGACGCGAUGCUAUGCCGCAUUUGCAUGGAUCGCAGUUUCGACACCGCCUUGUUUCCGUGCGGGCACGCGGUCGCGUGUUUGGAUUGCGCCAGACGGUGCGAACGUUGUCCCCUUUGUCGAGCUGAUAUCGACCAUUGUCGGACGAUAUAUCUUCCGAUCGAGUUAACCCACGUCGAUAAGCACAAUCCAAAAUUGCUCUCGGAAUCCAUCGAGCCUAGUUACAGUAACUCUUCUGCGGAGGAGAUUCAAAAGAGAAUUUUGGCAACUGAAAGCUCGAUGGUGGUAAACAGUAAUGAUAUUUGAGAGCGUCGCCAUACCAAAUUCGAUACUUUUCAAAAGUUCUUCUUUAAAAUUUUCGCUUGUCAGGUUGCGAAAACAUUGCAUUGAGUUUUACUCUUGUAUACUUUCUCUACCUCUUUUGCUAUCUAUAUAUAAUUAUUUUUAUUAUUUGUCUUUUAAAUUUGUUAUUCUUCUCUUCUUUUAAUCUACGUUAACUGAGAAGAUUGAAUUAUUUUUCUUUUCAAAGCGUGUUGGAAACAUCAAAUAAUCAUUUUCUUGCUCUAUUUUGAGUUAUUGUUAUCUAUACUGAAAAAAAAAGAAAAAAAAAAUCAUUAUUUUCCGGACAUUGUGAAAUGUUACGCAUUUCCGCAGCAAUGAAAGAAUCAUUCAUUCUUCUUAUUCUAUUAUUGAAUUUUUUCCUUUUCUUUGCUUAUUGCUUUUUUAAUAUUAUAAAAAUUUAAAUAAUUCGUUAAAACUGUGAUGAAGAAACGCGAGUUCGUUGAUAAUGUUCAUGAAAUUAUAUUAAUAGGAUUCCAUUUAUUUGAAUAUAUUUAGGAUAAACAGUUCGUGUAAGUAGAAUUUAAAUUAAAAAACGAGAUUUAAAUAUGAUAAAAAUGAUAGAAUUUUUCAUAUUCAAGUAAGUGAAUUCAAUCAGGCAGGAAUUCACAAAUAAAAAUAAAUGGAAUCCUAUUAUAUUAUCGUUUAGACAUUUAUCCAACUAUUUAUAACAAUAUUAAAAUGUUAAUAAUAAUGUUAUUGAUACUUCUUAAUUGAAUAACAACGAUUAUCGAUACUAUUUUUUAAUUGUGCGACCGAAAAGUGCUAUUAGCAGCAUUGAUCUUUGAAAAACAAUGCUGCUGUUAUUUUCAAGAAAAAGUAGUACAAUUCAUUUUAUUGAAAAAUUUAAUGCACCGUAUAUAGAUUUCUUUUUAAUGACAAUCGGACCAACUUUUUUUUCCUUUUAAUUAACAGUUGUUUACGAUACUUCUUGAUACUUUUGUUCCUCUUAGAUGUAGUUAAUGUAUAUUCUUUUUUUCUUGUAUGUUUAAACUUUCACUUAGAUAUAACGUCGGGGCAUUGGGGUGAAGAUUUUUUUAUUAAAACCAGUGACCCUAACGUGACUGUAUUUUUAAUAUAAUGUACGUUAUUCAUUAUGCAUAUGCAGAAUCGUUUACAAAACGACUGCUAUAAUAUUUCUUUUUAUAGAGGAUGUUUCAUUUAAAAGGAACUUGAAUCUCAAAUCGUUUGACGUUACACCCUUUACUCCAUAGUGCAAUGAAGUUUUGUUUAUUGAAAUGAAGAAUUGUUUAUAAAUAAAAAAAAUUAAUAUUUUUACAAUUAUGUUCUUACUAAUAAUAUAUUUAUAGUUAUGUACUUCGAUGAAUCAACUACAACGGAUAACGUAUUAAAAAUCGUUCCUUUUCUGAAGCAUCUUGUACAAGAAGGAAAACUUGUUACGGUAAUAUCUGUUUAUAUGUACAUAAGAAAUGAGAUAACCCACGAUAGGGUCAAGCGACUAAAGGUCACGAGCUCACCAAAUGUCAAAUCUGAUUUAUCAAACUCAGUGCAAAUCAUGUUUUAAGUAAGAGAGACGUAAUUAAAGAAAUACAUAUUUAUAUAUAUUGUAUAAUAUGUAUUUAUAUAUACAUUUACAUAUAUAUGUAUAUAUAUAUACAUAUUAAUCGAUGUAUUUUACAUGCAAGAGAUAAUUAACAUGUUAUCGAUGAUAGUUCGUUUCCAAAGGAGUACAUGAAAAAAGGCUGUUUCCGUAUCGAAAGAAAAAAGAAUGAAAAUAUUAUUGUAUUAUUUAUAUUA
Apis dorsata (giant honeybee) is the source of this 3681-nucleotide messenger RNA. RefSeq names its product E3 ubiquitin-protein ligase MYLIP (gene dnr1). The record is from RefSeq and is a predicted model, not a curated record. Gene Ontology annotation, biological process: ubiquitin-dependent protein catabolic process. The coding region runs from base 445 to 1890 and encodes 481 amino acids. The transcript has 7 exons. Gene Ontology annotation, cellular component: cytoskeleton. Gene Ontology annotation, molecular function: ubiquitin-protein transferase activity. NCBI's taxonomy places the organism in Eukaryota, Metazoa, Arthropoda, Insecta, Hymenoptera, Apidae.